This is a messenger RNA of Astrephomene gubernaculifera, 927 nucleotides long. Lineage: Eukaryota; Viridiplantae; Chlorophyta; Chlorophyceae; Chlamydomonadales; Astrephomenaceae. The record is from the annotation of a GenBank genome assembly.
CUGCGGCGGCGGCGGCAGCAGCGGCGAUGUACAAUGGCGGCGGCGGUGGAGGCGGCGGCGGAGGAAUGGAGACGCCCUGCACCGGCAGCGGCGACGAGGGCAUGGACGACGCCCCCGCCCCGCACUCCCGCAGCGGCUCCGCACCGCCCCUGGCAUCACCCUCGCAGUCCCCGCCUGGUCACCAGCACGCAGCGGCGGCGGAGGCCGGGAGAGGUGCCGACGGCGGCGGCGGAGGCGGUGCUGCUGCCGAGGGCGGCUACGGGUGCGGACUUGACGGCAAUGUGGACGUGUUGGCGUGCCGCGCGGAGCUGCUGUUCUACCGCGGCGACUACGAGGGCGCCUACGCGCUCACCCGCUCCGUGCUGCUGGGCGGCCGCGACCCGUACGCGCUGCAGCUGCUGCCGGUGCACCUGGCGGCGGGCACCCAGCUGGCGGCGCACGGCAGCGAGCCGCGCACCGACCUGUUCCUGCUGGGCCACCGACUGACGGAGGAGCACCCGGAGCUGGCGGUGUCCUGGUACGCGGUGGGCUGCUACUACCUGGCAGCCCGCCAGCCCGCAGCGGCGCGGCGCUACCUGGGCAAGGCCACGCAGCUGCAGCGCGGCUUCGCACCCGCCUGGAUCGCGUACGGACAUGCCUUCUCGGCGCAGGAUGAGCGGGACCAGGCCAUGUCCGCCUACCGCACCGCCGCCCGGCUGUUCCCCGGGCUGCACACGCCGCACCUGGGGCUGGGCGCCGAGUACUGCGCCACCGCCAACCUGCCGCUGGCGGAGAGGGCGCUGCUGGCGGCGUACGACAUCUGCCCCGACGACCCGGCCGUGUGCCACGAGCUGGGCGUGCUGAUGUACAAGUGCGGCCAGACGGCUGCUGCCGCCAUGUGGCUGGACAAGGCGCUGCAGCUGCUGCCGGGGGGGCGGCCCACAGUGC